AUGCCGGACACGACGAGGGAGGAGUGCAGUGUGGACAGGUGGAAGAAGGUCAACGCUGUAUGGGGAGGAAACGGGACCCGAGAAACGGUUUCCGUUGGAUCAGUGCCGGGCCUGGUCGCGUAUCAAGAUCGAUGGAAAACGAGCGUCGGAACUACAAGAGCAGACGAUGGGCGUGCUGGACGACGGACGGAGACGAAGCGUUGUCGAGCUGGCGAGAAUGCAGGCGAGGGCUUGGAUACAAUUGGCACUGCGAUAGCUGGCGAGUAUAGAGCGGAUGCGACGUGGGAGGCUGGGCGAAUAGAGGCGAACCCGUCGAUAGAGUUUGCUGGCUGGUAUUUGGUCGCGGAGCAGCCAAACAGACAGAGCGAUCGGGGCGCAACCCGCGGCAAAGUGCCUGGAGGGUACUGGGGCAAUUUGGGACGAUGCACACCCAGCUCUGUGAGGAGUCGAGAAGGUGGUGGUGGUACUUAUGCAGUGGAGUGUGACGGGCCCGAGGCACUUGUAAGGUUGACGAUUGAUUGCUGGGGAUGGGAGGAUGGGAUGCGAAUGAUGGUUCACGUGUUGGGCGUGGGAGGACGCCUGACUGUUCGAUUGGCCGGCGGUACAGGGCUUCGGGGGCCCAAGCCUGCCCCUACGUAA
Molecule: messenger RNA, 639 nt
Organism: Clonostachys byssicola
Lineage: Eukaryota; Fungi; Ascomycota; Sordariomycetes; Hypocreales; Bionectriaceae
Source: the annotation of a GenBank genome assembly